AUAGUCAGAUAGUGUGAGAAGUGUGCGGGUCGGAAACAGCAGUUUUUUUCUUCAUUUUUCCUGGUUGGUUUGGGAAACUCGGACGCAUAAUUUUGGAUACAAACGCAUCUCAUCAAACCAUGUCUACCCAGACGAAAACGGGUGGUGAAAAGUCCCUCCUAGGCGUCACCAAAAAGUCGCAUGGAAGGUCGUACGGAAGCACCAAAAAAUCAACCCAAGAUAUUUAUAUCAAACACAUCGUCACACCAAGUGACACUCUAGCGGGUAUUGCUCUGAAAUACUCCGUGACAGUGGAGCAAAUUAAGAGAGCCAAUAAACUAUACACCAACGACAGCAUCUUCCUGCGUUCAACGCUCAGCAUUCCUGUUGGAGAUCAACCUCUUCCAGCCCACGUUCUUGAGAAUGCAACGUCACGGGCCAAUGGAAGUCCAAUCCAUAAAGUGGCAGCUGACACGGUGCUGUUUGACAGUUCAGACGAGGAGGAAGAGUGCGAUGAGAAGAGGGACGAUUCAGUCGUCGUGGAGGAGACCAGAGACGUCCAGAUGGACUUCUUCAAUCGCAUUGACAGGCAAGUCCGAGAGGGGAAAACCCACUUGGACAAAAUCGAAACAACAAGCAGUGUACCCGAAAUCGAAGCCAUCUCGCCAAACAUCCAGAGUAGUCCCAACAAGCCAUCACCCACAAGGAUAUCAUCCACUGCAGGCGCGUACAAAGACAACAGCUACCAGAACAGCAUGGUGUCCGUCAACGCGGACAGCGGCAAGAGGAGGGGGAACGAAUUCAGUGAGAUUUCGCGGGGCGGAGCGAGUAAAGGAAAAGAAGGCAAAGUUGAACUGGUAUCAUGUGAUGAAAAGGAGAUACUAGCCGAUGGGUUGCCUAGCAACAGGAGGCGGGAAGAGCCUAGUGUUAGAUUGGUUUAAAAGCAUGCGGGGAACUAAACCUGGUAAUUGGAUUUAUUUCUCAGACUUUGAGCUGAAGAUAAUCUCCAAGCCGAGGUGAUUGCAGCCACAGCGCCCUCUGUUGACCAGCCUGCGAGAAGUCACCCCAGUCCCUCAGAGGUGAUUUGAAUGAGGGAGGUUCUAUCUCCUCUAGUAAUGCAAACAUUUUUUUUCCCUCAACUCAAAAACAAAAACUCAUGGCACUAUGUGAUCUCACGUGAGAGAAGGGAUGGUUGAAACGUGCCUAUCAUGAAAUGAUCUUAUGGGGUUGUACGUCUGUGCAUGCUCAGUAUAUUAGUAAGUCCUACCUUGACCAACCCGAUCUGCCUUCGAGCCUUUCCUUAUUCUCUGUACAAGUGUAUAAAUUCCAGAAAUGACUGUAUCAUUAAAAAGGCUUACGCCAGUUUUGUCUGUACACGCUGUACAUUCAUGUAACACACCUGCCAUCCUUGCCUUACUCCUUCCUGUGGUCAGACUUUACCACACAGUAGAUUGGGUGCGUUCCAUUAGCUGACACGUGUAAGUCAAACUUACACGAGAGCAUUCAUUUUGGCAUCACAUGAUCUUCGUGCCUGCCCUGGUGUCAGCCACCACUACCCUGGCUGGUGAGCAGGUCUGUGGAGGCUGCACGAGUGUAAUGACGUGACGGAUGGACUGUUUGAGCACGGACGUCAUGGAACGUGGCGGGGACUUGAUCUUUUUCCCAGAAUGCCUCGGCAAAUCAACUGCAGCGUUCAAUUAGCGUCAUUUCAAGGCUUCCCUUGCGUGUAACACUGGUGUAUUCAUGGAAGCUAAUCAAAUGCACGCAUUAAAAGGUAUUUAAAUGAGCCUUCGGUUCAUUCAAAUAUGAAUCUAUUGUGUGGUAAUGCCUGACCUCAGGAAGGAGUAUGGCUUGUUGGCAGGUCUGAUGUAAGGAUUCAGCAUAGUCAAUAGUCCUGUGUCUGCAUGCUAUUUGGUUGUACAAACUUUAGGAACUGUUUCAUCAACAGGCAUACUGUAUAUCUUUGAUAAUCGUAACCUCUUUUCUGCAAUGUGUAUAUUGUGCAUGUUUCUUGAGUAUAGUCUGGUUCCCUGAUCAAGUGAAUCUGAUUGUUCAUGGGGCAUUUGUAGUUUCCUUGCCUUCCAGAAAUUGCCCGUAAUUUUGAAGUACUUGCUCAAAUUGACGGGCUGACCACAAUGUUGGCCGUGGUCAGGUGUUUCCAAGCAGCCAAGUGGUAAAAUCAGCGAGUUUUAGGGAUGUGGUAACCACUCAACAACAUUAUUGAUAUGGAAACCUGAUAAGUUUUUAAUGAGUUAAAGCUCGUACUUGAAAAGAAAAAAAUCACUGUUAGAUGUAAUGAAUAGUCAGGGUUUCUAAGCUUACCCUCUGCUUUACAUGUAUGAACCAAAUCAUGUUUUAGACGGGUGGCUUCUAGUUGUUGGGUGUGUUGGGGGAGGGUCAUUUCACAGAACCAGACUAAUUGUCUGAUGGCUACCUGCAGAAGGGAAUACGUGUACUUAAGCCAGCUUUUGCAAAUCCAGUUGUGUUUGAAACUUGCCUGAGUGCUUGUCUGCCAGCCACAAGGCUAUGAAGUGUUGAAAUACUGAUUUUGUCCAAUUUAGGCAGAAAAAUCUUUAAAGUGAGUUUGGUUCCUGUUUCUGUUAGGGUUGUGGUAUUCACAUUUCACAACAGUGUAGUCAUCUAGUAAAUCAUAGUUUUAUGAAACAGAUUUAUUUACUCAGUGUUAUGUGUUAAACUUGGAUUGAGCCAUGCAGCCAAAACUUGCCUUACAUAGGAAACCGAAACAUACCUGUACCUUGUAAAUUACCCAGAUGAAAAGGGGUACUUUGUUUCAUUCAUAAGUCAUCUCAACGUCAAACAGUGUGUAUGUGCAAUGAGGCAGUGUAUCAUUUUACUGCUAUUUUGUAUAAAAGGAGUUGAAAGAAAAGAAAUCCUAUCAGGUAACUUGAAUAGGGAGUAACUUUGAAUCACUUUCAAAGCAAUGUCAGAGACUUCUUUUGUUCCUCUUUGUUUCUUAAUAUGCUGGUAAAUGUACCGGGAACUUAUGUUAAAUGUGUAAGCAACGUUGGCCAUUCUUUAAAAAGACCUGACUGUGAGGGUUUGAGAAUGACGUCAACCACUGUGCCCUGGGAGACUGCAAUUUAAUUUAAGGAGUGGAGAUUUUAUUUCCCCGGAAACCCUAUCAGGAACGGCUAUAAUGCCUGAUCCUUACCCGGGCUUUCCACUCGUAUUGUUAAAACCAGAUUUAAUUACGAACCGUUUGCGCACAAAACCAUGAAGAGAGUAAAGACCAGUGUCCCUGGAAGUAAAUGUGAGCCAUAAUUUCGAUUCAGGGAGGAUGUGAGUUCAAUUUAAUUAAGGAUUUACCAAAGGAAACUACAGAAAUCCAGCAACUUUUAAGUGCUCUUUUUUUGCUGCGGUCAAAGUUACCACUGUGUUCAGUUAGAGAAAUCAGACCGUGAAACGCAGUUUUUAGGAGAUGUGUGCCACUCGGACAGAGCUAAAAGGUGGGUUGAUGGUUUUGUGGAAUGGUCUAAUUUACGACAGUAUUAAUUUUUUUUUGAAACGGGUGUUAGAGAGUGUCAGCUCUCCAGAGUUUGGUUGCGUAAAUGCAGACUAAUAAAAUACUGGUGGCCUAUUUUAAAAGGACCGAUUUUGAUUUCACAUUGGCAGAAUUGAUGUGAAUGUUUCAGUGACCGUCAACAGUUUAAAGCAGGACUUUAGUUGAGCUGUUAGAGGUAUUAGUUUCUUGUUGGGCCUGCCAUUUUUUUCAUGAACAAGCCUUAGUGGCUACAAAAUAUUCAUCUCCGAUGUACUUGCAGUAAAGAGUGGUUCAUUAUUCCCCGCCCCCGGGCUUUUCAUUAUAGUGGGGUUUUGUAUUUUACUUUGUUUUCGUUUACACUCGCCUGUUAAGUUGUGCCUCCACAAAUGUUUAACUUUCCAGUAGAGUCGGCAGUUCCGCACGACGAAUCUCGAAAUACGAAGAGAUGUGGGCAGAUACAGUCACGCAGGGCUUCGUGUAUUGUGGAAGUAAUCGAAUAAAGCAGGGCCGCAGUAAUUUCUUGCUUUUGGAAAUAGGCCCGUCGCCAAAAAAAAAUCAUCAAUUCAUUUCUUUCAGGGGGAACUUCUAGUUCUGUUCUGUGCCAACAAAAAUGCCAUUUUGAGUUGGAAACACCAUUGGCAUGUAUGACCCUCUUGAAUCCGCGACCGUUUGGUAACUGGGAAACAUAUUGAACUUGGCCCAGGGCUCUAUGUGGAGCCACUCGUCCUGUCCUGGUCCCAUGUGCAUUUUAGAUUUCAAGUCGUUUUAUUCGACGAGGUGUGAAGCCGUCAAUCCAUAUUCUACGACUGUACUUUCGGGGUUUUUUGUUUCUCUUGCCGCCUUUUUAAAAUAGACCCAAAUCCCUUAAAUCUGAACAUGUAGCGAACGGAAACUUUAAACGAACUCACCUUUUGGGGUAGAGGUGGCCAUACUUGUUCCCAUACAGUGACCUCUGUUUUCACCCCCCCCCCCGGGCAUUAUAUCCAGUAUAUAUCGUCGCCGUGCACUUUCGCUGUGUCGAGCCAUCAGGAGUUUUGCAUUAAUGUCUUGUGUCAUUUUAACACCAACUUUGUGACAAUCUGAGUCAGUUACGGAUCUUCUGGCUCACUGCAGAUCCGUUUUCUGACAAUUACGUCAUAUUGCCUCAAAGGGAGACCAAAUAGGGUGCUUUCAUAUGUUUAAUAGAUAUUUAUUGGGGUCGGCGACAAAGCCAAAGUCUCCACGGGCCCCCAAAUUAAUAUCUUAUCAAGUUACCUGAAUAUUCACUCAAGACAUGUCACAGAUCUUCACAAAAGGACAUGAUUUCCAUUUCAUCGCAUCAUCACUGGUUGAAGGUGGAACUGCAUUUCAAUUGAUGUGAAUCACAAUUUCAGUAGCGCAUGGUAUAGGACUCACAAAAUGAGAAUGUGUAUACUGCUACGCGAGUUCAUACAUGUAGGUCAACGCUCAGUUAAUCGUAGUGCAUGUACUAGUCAUCAACUCAAGCAAUAUGAUUUUACAUACAAUGUAGUUGAAUACAUCGUUAUAAAAAGGCUGUGACUUACACAUACAUGUACAUGUAAUCAUAUUUCUUAUAGUGUGUAAACCUGAUGGUAUAUAUUUUUCGUUAAUUUACAAUAGAACCAGACCCUUGUCAUAUUGCCCAUUUUUUGGAUAGUCGAGGUUCACUUCGUUCCCAAGUGUCAAACAAUUUGUGAUAUGAACGUGUGUGCAUCGUGUGUAAUUUUUGUGUAUAAAUUUUAGUAAUAUAAUACGUGUAUAUGACUCCUAGAAAUAAAAACAAGUGACCCUUUUAUAGAUA
Messenger RNA from Acanthaster planci (crown-of-thorns starfish), 5282 nucleotides. RefSeq names its product lysM and putative peptidoglycan-binding domain-containing protein 2-like. The record is from RefSeq and is a predicted model, not a curated record. Lineage: Eukaryota; Metazoa; Echinodermata; Asteroidea; Valvatida; Acanthasteridae.